GGGGGUUGAGGAUUAUUAUUUUUUUUUUUUUUCGCAGCAGAAGUUGUUUGUUUAUGUUAUUCCACACGGAUAUGUCCUCUUCAAACCCAGAGUUACCAGACCCAAAUCUGGGUAUGGGGGCAAGUGGGACCCAAGCAAGUGGUGGAGCUGUUGUACCAAAAGGGACCAGCAAAAGAAGAGCUGCGCAAGACUUUGAUGAUGAUGAUGAAGGCAACAAGUUGUUCAGGUGUGACGAUGACUUGGGAGGGUCCAACAAUGACAAAGAGCGCUUUGCGAGGUUUUUGGAAGAAGAUCAGAGUUUUGCAGAUAAGGAAAAACUAGCCAGGGAGAAUCACAGUGAGAUUGAAAGGCGGAGGCGAAACAAGAUGACAGCCUACAUCACAGAAUUGUCAGAUAUGGUGCCCACCUGCAGUGCACUAGCACGGAAACCAGACAAAUUAACCAUCCUACGAAUGGCUGUGUCCCAUAUGAAGUCUCUGAGAGGAAGCGGCAAUACCAAUGCAGAUGGGUCGUACAAACCUUCUUUUCUGACUGACCAGGAACUGAAGCACCUCAUACUGGAGGCAGCUGACGGCUUCCUCUUCGUGGUGUCAUGUGAGACUGGCCGCAUUGUUUACGUUUCUGACUCCCUGACACCCGUCCUCAACCAGUCGCAGUCUGAAUGGCUCGGCUCCUCCCUUUAUGAUCAGCUCCACCCAGACGACACAGAAAAGCUCAGGGAGCAGCUCUCUACUGCUGAGAAUAACAACACAGGGAGGAUGUUGGACUUAAAGACAGGGACAGUAAAGAAGGAAGGUCAGCAGUCGUCAGCCAGAAUGAGUAUGGGAGCCCGUCGAUCGUUCAUCUGCAGAAUGAGGUGUGGCUCUUGUCCAGUGGAACCAAUGUCCAUGAACAGACUGAACUUCCUUAGGAAUCGAAACAGGAACGGUUUGGGUGCAGCCAAGGAAGGGGAGCCUCAGUAUGUAGUGGUCCACUGUACAGGAUACAUCAAGUCCUGGCCCCCUGCAGGAGUAUCCUUAACAGACGAUGAAGCAGACAACACUCAGGGGAGUCGCUACUGUCUAGUUGCCAUUGGGAGAUUACAGGUGACUUGUUGCCCGGGUGACACGGACGUCAACAGUAUCAGUGUUCCAGUAGAGUUCAUCUCACGCCAUAACUGCCAGGGCAUGUUUACCUUCAUAGACCACCGCUGCAUGGCCGCUGUAGGCUACCAGCCACAGGAACUACUGGGGAAGAAUAUUCUUGAGCUUGCCCACCCUGAAGAUCAGGGGUUACUGAGAGACAGCUUCCAACAGGUAGUAAAGCUGAAGGGCCAGGUCCUGUCAGUGAUGUUUCGGUUUCGCUCCAAAUCAAGAGAAUGGAUCUGGAUGAGAACCAGCUCCUUCACCUUCCAGAACCCAUUUUCAGAGGAGAUUGAGUAUAUCAUCUGUACCAAUGUCAAUGUCAAAAACUCAACUCAGGACCCCCUCACUCCCAUCUCCUCCCCAGGGGGUUCGCUGCCCCCCUCCCUGUGCCAGAACAGCCCAAACUGCCCUCCUGUAGUGCUCAGCCCUGGGCAGGUGGCCACCAGGCAGUUACAGCAGCAGCAGCAGGCCGAGCUAGAGGGAGGUGGAACCAGAGACAGCCUGUAUGAGGCAGGACCAAUCACCCACUCACAGAUGCCUGUGCAGCCAGUGACAGCAGCAGGGCCAGACCACAGCAAGAGCCUUGAGAAGCCAGAGCUCUACCCUUCCCUUUUCCAAGGCCCAGAUCAGACCAAGGUCCUGCCCUCCCCGCCCGCUCCCUCCACGCAGAUCUAUCCCCAAGCCAACAACUUCACUGCUGGUCGUCCCAAUGAUGCAUACAGCAGGCCAGUGGGUAUGACUCCACAGAUAACUCCUCAGAUGGCACAGCCAGGCCACUCCGCAGGGCAGAUGCUGGCUCAGAUGUCUCGUCAGAAUGGAGUCCCGCACUCAGUUACGCCCUCUAGCACUGGAAACCCCCUCCACGGAGGACCAGCAGCAGGAGGAGGGUGGCCUGGAGCUGGAGUUAGACCACAAUUUAAUAACCAGCCUUCCUCUAUCCAGCAGGCAGCUCCUCAGGCAGCAAAGACUAUGUCUCCCUCGUUUGCACCCAUGGGAGGAUUUGGAGGUGGCCCUUCCAACUCUUUUGGCCAGAUGCCUACAGGUGCCGCUCCCACCCCAACCAGCGCUGCAAACUACUCGCCGAUUAAUGUGCGGGCCAACCUCACCACCAAUGGUUAUGAUGGCUCUCAGUCUGGGCCACAGUUCCCCUCUAGGGCAGUGGAGGCAGUGUGGCCCCAGUGGCAAGGCCAGCAGCACUCGCAGAGUAAUGCAGAGCAGCAUCCUCAUGCUCAGGGCAACCAGCAAGACAUGUUUCCUGAUGUGUUGUCUAUGCUGGACCAGCCUGCCAACUUCAACAGCGAUGACUUUGAGAUUCCCAUCUACCCUCCAUUUAAUGAGUGACCUGGUCAAUACUUCUCUGCUGGUCUAAUCCUUUGUCUUCUUGACUGUUUGUGCCCUCAGUCUUUUGUAUAUUCAGCUCUUCUGCUCCUCUUCUCUUCCUGCUCCUGAGAGUAGCACUCUUCCCUUGCUUUGCAUGGCUUAAAUUGCACUGCCACAAGCCAGUUAAAGAUGGAGGGAUAUAUCGGACAGUGGAUAUAUAGGGGAGGAAAAUCAAGGAAUUGCUACUGACUAAAAGAUGAUUAUUUUAACAAUAUUCCAGCCAUUGUAAGAGAAUUCACUAGCUAGCACUGCCCAAAGCUCAACAACCUAUGUUGUAGAUAUGUGAUAUAUAUCUAUAUAUAUCUAUAUAUCUCUAUAUAAAUAUAUAUAUAAAAACGCACAAUCACACAACCACACUUGAAUAGACUGCACAAAAACACUCUGUUACACUCUGGUAAACGUAUACAGGAAGUAAACACACACAUACAAAGGCCUUUUAUUGUAAUAUGUUCCUAGUUUUUCUCAGGCAUUGAUGAAGAGUGUAUUUUGCCGUUUUACUCUUUUAGCAUGUAGACUAAUAACUCAAAUAAUUGAUUAAAACUCUCAGGAAAUUGCAGGGAUAUACAGCUUUGGUGAUUUUUAAAUUUUCCGCUGCUGCACGCAAACCACCAGUCUGUGUUAACAUCACUCACAGUUUUAAAUCCACAGCAUGUCUCUGCAUGUCAGCACUGCUUUCAUGGAGCUCUUCUACAGUACUGAGGAAGGUUUUCUAUGUACAUUGGUGGCCUCACCUAUAAAAUUAUUAAGUUUUUCCUCUACAUGUGAGUUUUUUUUCUUUUUUUUUUUUUCUUAAUUGAAUUAUGUACUUCAACAACAGACACAGUGUUACAAUGGCUACAUGCUGUUUGUCUAGGUGCCAGUUGGAAAUGUAUGCAGUCUAUUUUUCUUUGCUUACAUAUACAUAUAUACAGUAUGCAUGUGUGUAUGUAUGUAAAAUGGAUACGUAUGGUAUCAUUAUCAACUUUAACAGUCGUAGGGUUUCUGACUUGCUUGACAUUCUUCUUUCUGUCGCCCUGCGUUAUGCUGUACCAGAAUGGGCUUUUUGUACUCCUUUUUGUAAAAGAAAUACAAAAAAGAAAUCACACAGCAAUAAUUAACAAGCAGGAAUUGUGUACUUUUAAAGCCAUUUGUUAUUGCUGUCAUAAAUGUUGUUCUUGAUUAUUGUUAUUUUAAAAUGGAGAGACGUAUGUUUGAUUUUAAUUAAAAUGUAUUCCCUGUAUUUUAUUGUUAUUUCAAAACUCUUGCUGAUCUCUUGACCUCUCCAUUGCCCUUUUCUGAUUGGUAUUUUAUUAAUGGUUUAAUCAGGGUAUUCAGGAUUAAAAUGGAAUAAACUGAGCUAAAAACAACAUAAGUGACAACGCCCCCCCCCCCCCAAAUUUUUGUUUUUGUUUUUGUCUGUGUGUUUUGUCCUCUUUGUUUGUAACAAACAAUUGGACUUGGACUGAAUCUUUGCCAACCAGAUCCUAUCACCUGUGUUUUACAAUCAUUUUUUGGUAAGUUUGUAUUAUAGAAGAAUGUUGUGGGAUGAAUGAAAAUGCUUCUAAAAUAUUAAAAUUUUUAAUAUGUAGAAUUAGUUUAAAUUUGACCCUUUUUAUCACGGUCCUCCAUUGCCUGUGUGCAACACUUGCACACUCAGGAUGACAAAUUCUGUAAUUGUAUGUAAAUCGAUGCUGAUAAUUGUCCCGUUUUCAUCUUCCAGAGGGUGGUAUAUUGGUGACUGUGUUGUCUUUGUUAUUGUUGAUAACCUCUUUGUUUGCUCUGUAUCCAGGUUAUUUUUUUUCAAUGAUGUGACUCAUAGAAACAAAUAUAUAAAUAUACUGUAUAUGUCUAUGAAAUGUUAAGCGAGAGAAAGAAAUGUUUGGUUUUUGUAUUAAAUUGUUAUAUUGUCGAACAUGAA
Messenger RNA from Morone saxatilis (striped sea-bass), 4401 nucleotides. Its product is annotated as aryl hydrocarbon receptor nuclear translocator-like. Gene Ontology annotation, molecular function: RNA polymerase II cis-regulatory region sequence-specific DNA binding; DNA-binding transcription factor activity, RNA polymerase II-specific; protein dimerization activity. Gene Ontology annotation, cellular component: cytoplasm; nucleus; aryl hydrocarbon receptor complex. NCBI's taxonomy places the organism in Eukaryota, Metazoa, Chordata, Actinopteri, Moronidae. The record is from RefSeq and is a predicted model, not a curated record. The coding region runs from base 54 to 2465 and encodes 803 amino acids. Gene Ontology annotation, biological process: regulation of transcription by RNA polymerase II. The transcript has 21 exons.